This is a messenger RNA of Sclerotinia sclerotiorum 1980 UF-70, 186 nucleotides long. RefSeq lists its product with no specific name. The transcript is spliced from 2 exons. Lineage: Eukaryota; Fungi; Ascomycota; Leotiomycetes; Helotiales; Sclerotiniaceae. Bases 1 to 186 code for a protein of 61 amino acids. The record is from RefSeq and is a predicted model, not a curated record.
AUGCCGAGAAGCAUGCAAAGCCCUGAAGAAUGGAAGAACGGGUCUGUAGCCAUAAGAGCAUGUGGUGCCCUCCUUGGGACGUUGGCCCAAAACUCGCUAAAGAACCUUAGACCCAUCGAUCAUUGGGGGGAUGUGCAGCGCUUAGCUACAUUCCGACUCGAAUCUCUGAGACGUUCUCAAGAAUAA